Molecule: messenger RNA, 819 nt
Organism: Suricata suricatta (meerkat)
Lineage: Eukaryota; Metazoa; Chordata; Mammalia; Carnivora; Herpestidae
Product: olfactory receptor 7E24-like
Exons: 1
Biological process (GO): G protein-coupled receptor signaling pathway
Cellular component (GO): membrane
Molecular function (GO): G protein-coupled receptor activity; olfactory receptor activity
Source: RefSeq, a predicted model, not a curated record
UUUUUUGAGAGGUGUCCCAUCGUCAUGGAACCACAGAAUCUUACUGGUGUGUCAGAAUUCUUCCUCAUGGGACUCUCAGAUGACCCGGAACUACAGCCCCUUCUCUUUGGGCUGUUCCUGUCCAUGUACCUGGUCACCGUGCUCGGGAAUCUGCUCCUCAUUCUGGCUGUCAGCUCUGACCCUCACCUCCACACACCUAUGUACUUCUUCCUCUCCAACCUGUCCCUGGCUGACAUUGGUUUUAGCACCACUACAAUCCCCAAGAUGCUGGUGAACAUUCAAACACACAGUAAAUCUAUCACCUAUGCAUGCUGCCUAGCUCAGAUGUCCUUUUUUUUCCUAUUUGGAUGCUUGGACAGUCUACUCCUGGCUGUGAUGGCAUAUGAUCGAUUUGUGGCCAUUUGUCACCCCCUGCACUACCCAGUCAUCAUGAACCCAUGCCUCUGUGGCGUUUUGGUCCUGGUGUCGUUUUUCAGCAGCCUUUUGGACUCUCAGAUACAGCUUUUGAUGGUGUCACAACUUACCUUCUGCACAAAUGUGGAAAUUCAUCAUUUCUUUUGUGAUGCACCUCAACUUCUCCAUCUUGCCUGUUCUGAUACCUCCAUCCACACCGUACUAAUAUAUUUCAUGGGGGCCAUUUUUGGUAGCAUUCCACUCUCAGGGAUCCUUUGCUCUUAUACUCGAAUUGUUUCCUCCAUUCUGAGAGUCCCAUCAACAGGUGGGAAGUACAAAGCCUUCUCUACCUGUGGCUCUCAUCUGUCAGUUGUUUGCUUGUUUUAUGGAACAGGUCUUGGGGUGUAUCUCAGUUCAUCUGUCUCC